UGUUGAGGCUGGGAGCGGGCUGUGUGUGAGCGGGUGCUCGGGGCGCAGGGCGGCGCUGUGGGUAGAUUUUCAGGGCUGAGCCGCGGAGUCUUCCUUCUGCCAGCGCGACGCGGAUGACGUUCAACAACAAAGAUGGCAGGAAACAGCAACUAUUGGGAAGACUUGCGCAAGCAGGCCAGACAGCUGGAGAAUGAGCUCGACCUGAAGCUGGUGUCCUUCAGUAAACUGUGCACCAGCUACAGCAGCUCGCGGGAUGGUCGGAGAGGAGACAGUUCUGACACAACACCCCUCCUCAACAACUCCACUCAAGACAGAAUGUUUGAGACCAUGUCAGUCGAGAUUGAGCAGCUUCUUGCUAAACUUACAGGUAUAAAUGACAAAAUGGCAGAGUAUGCGAGCACACCAGGAGUGACGUCUCAUAACGCUGCUCUAAUGCACACCCUCCAAAGGCAUAGAGACAUUCUACAGGACUACACACACGAGUUUCACAAAACCAAAACCAACUUUCUGGCAGUCAGAGAGAGGGAGGAUCUUCUCGGGUCUGUCAGGAAAGACAUUGAGACGUACAAGAGUGGCUCAGGGGUGAACAACAGACGAACAGAGCUUUUUCUUAAGGAGCAUGAACACCUAAGAAACUCAGAUCGACUUAUUGAAGACACAAUAAGCAUUGCCAUGGCAACCAAGGAGAACAUGACAUCCCAGCGUGGCGUGUUGAAGUCCAUACAGAGCAGGGUCAACACUUUAGCCAAUCGUUUCCCAGCCAUCAACAGCCUCAUCCAGCGGAUCAACUUGAGGAAGCGGAGGGACUCGUUAAUUCUAGGCACAGUGAUCGGCGUCUGCACCAUCCUUCUGCUGCUUUACGCAUUUCACUGAUUGACAGAGGAUCUGAGCGAUUGCUUUUUUGGGGUAUAUUCUGUGAGCAGUGGCAGGGCCUUGGAGAAUAAAGCUCAGUGAUGGGACCCUGGGGGCUACUAAGCAGACUCCCUCUUGGCCUAAUCAGAUAACAGGAUUGAUUGUGGCCAGCAUGGACUACCUUACUUGUAUUUAGCAAUGGGAUGGAUGUAGCUCUUACAGCAUUUUUGUGGUUCUAUCACAAACAUGCUGUAGGCUGUUCUGGCGAGGAUAAGGGAAUGGAGACCAAAUAACUAUUAAGAAGAAUACUACAACUUAUAACACUGGCUUUUAUAUUAAAAACAGUCUCUCUGUUGACACAGCACCACGAAAGUGUGCUCUGUCUAUUGAUUACUGGGCUAAAGAGGAUUUUAAUGUGAUGGUCCUUUUAGUGAAGGGGAUGUUCAUCAUAUUAUGUACCUUGUGAUUUAAUAAAUUAUUCAUAUACAGGAUAUUUAAAAAGUGUCACAGUAGGUGCCUAACUUCAAAAGCUGUUCUUUUUUUUCAGAUCUUUAAACUCUGAUAGAGGUUUUAGGUUUUCACACGGAGCUCUUGAACAGACUUUAUUCAGCUUUGAUCAGCUUAAAACUCUCCCCCGGAAAAUUCUCCUGUAUGCUUUUGCUGAUGGUGAAGAAAUGUCGGAGAAAGAAGAUCCUGCAUCCUGAAAGAGUUCACUCAGAAAACCAUCAACCAUCAGAUUUGAGAGCAUUGUGCCAUGCAGUUUGUGAUUCUCCACUGACUCACUUACUGAGCCUCUUCACUGUAACACAGCUGAAGGAACUGGAGCAUGAGAACAGUAGCCAAAACAGCCAGCGCUUGAAGAGGAAGUUCGAAAGAACAGAGCCAACCAAGAAAGGAAAACGGCAUGCAAGAAAGUUUAAAACAAGCUAGCGAGGCAUGAAGAGUCUCAGCUAAUGCCAGGUUCACACUGUGCACGACUUUCAGAGUAGGCAGAUUGUUGUACUUUUCACACUACAUGAUUCUCUUGUUAUCAGGAAUAUUAUAGUGGCUGUGGUUUGCAUAUUACACAACUGAUCAGUGACAUGGAGACACCAAUUACACAGCAGUCUUUCACCAGGCGGAACCCAUCGUGACAAAACACAAAUGCAGGAGAACUUCUGUGAUCCUGAUGUUUUUUUCUCCAUCUUUUAAAAUGAUGAGCAGUAAAAACCUAAUAAUAAAACUUUGAGAUAUAUAAUUCAUUUAUCUUUUUUUUUUUUUUUUUUUUUUACCCCACAAUUUUUAAUUUUCUCCACAAUUUGGAAGGCCCAUUACCCGGUCCCUAUUUUUAAUGAACUACCAUUAUCAGUACCAAUGCUCCCAACACUAAGAGUGUGAAGACUAGCACAUGCCUCCCCAACACAUGUGAAGUCGUCCGCCACCUUUUUGGGAGUGAUGUGUGGAGAGCGCGCCAUCUUCCCACCCAGUUGAGCUCUCUCUGACUCCGGCUGCUGAUGCCAAGUCAGCAUGAUUCGGAAUUCAAAACAGCUGUUCGAGUUAUGAUCCUCAGAUUAUAGUGACAGUGCCAUAACCUGCUAAACCUGCUGUUUAACUCGAUUUUAGAGUCACCGACAUAUCCAUAAAUCAAACUUCCUAAUUAUUUGACUGGGGUGUUGAGUGAAUGGUCUCUGAUCUGAUGCUUUUGUUUGCGAUUUCCAAAAAAACUGUCAUGACUGAAAACUCAAGCCUAAAUUGAUAUAAUGUGAAUACAGCCUAGGUCUCUAUGUAGCUGAUUUACUGUCUUGUACCUCAAUAUUGCUUGCACUGUUUCUAUAAAUCUGGAAGCCUGUCAGACAUGUUUUUCCAUCAGAGCAAUUAGCAAAGAACAGAUGCUAUACUAUCUUCUCCAAUUUGUGACUCCCUGUUUUUCUUUUCAUUUCUGAGCUUCACUAAAAUGAGCUUAAUUAGCUCUAAUAAAACCAUGUUUUCAGAACCAACUGUUUCUAAUCAAGAUAACCCAGUUCUGCAAAAUGAUACUGUGCCAGAUGUACAGAGAGAAGACUGUAAGAAUGCAGGGUCCUGAAGUGCUGCAAGCCCAGAAGGAGGCACACAAUUUAUCUUUGUCUAUGAUGGUGUCCACCUUUCGCUUUGGUCCAUGUAACUUGACAAAUGAUACCUGUUCCCCAAAUAGGCCUGCUGAGUUUUACUCAUUUGCAUCAUCUAUUUUUGAUGUGUCUGUCCCAGUUCAUGCAAAGAGGCCUGAUAUUCUUCAGGCUUGUUAGGAUGAGAAAGGGUUUUUGUUUAAAGUUGUGCCUAGACACACUAAACUGAGGUGGUACAUGUGCAAAGAAUUUCAUACAGUCAGUUAUGCCUGUCACAAUAACUACAGUCAUGUAAAUAAAAUAAAGACAUCCUAUGAGA
Molecule: messenger RNA, 3252 nt
Organism: Astyanax mexicanus (Mexican tetra)
Lineage: Eukaryota; Metazoa; Chordata; Actinopteri; Characiformes; Acestrorhamphidae
Gene: gosr1
Product: golgi SNAP receptor complex member 1
Exons: 9
Coding region: 133-873 (246 amino acids)
Biological process (GO): endoplasmic reticulum to Golgi vesicle-mediated transport; vesicle fusion
Cellular component (GO): Golgi membrane; Golgi medial cisterna; SNARE complex
Molecular function (GO): SNAP receptor activity
Source: RefSeq, a predicted model, not a curated record